Messenger RNA from Sinocyclocheilus grahami, 2400 nucleotides. Its product is annotated as leucine-rich repeat-containing protein 1. Gene Ontology annotation, molecular function: protein kinase binding. Bases 133 to 1719 code for a protein of 528 amino acids. Gene Ontology annotation, biological process: cell-cell adhesion; neurotransmitter receptor transport, endosome to postsynaptic membrane; embryo development. NCBI's taxonomy places the organism in Eukaryota, Metazoa, Chordata, Actinopteri, Cypriniformes, Cyprinidae. The transcript is spliced from 14 exons. The record is from RefSeq and is a predicted model, not a curated record. Gene Ontology annotation, cellular component: adherens junction; basolateral plasma membrane; postsynaptic membrane.
AGAUUUGUAUGCGACACCAGUUGCGCUCUUUCAUCGUUCCUGGGUUCUCCAGCGCGUUUGCUUGAGUUUUCAUCGCUGUGGCAACUUUUCCAGCAGUACGGGUUUGUCUAGGGCUAGGAUCAGCCUCCCGUGAUGUUUCACUGUAUCCCCCUGUGGCGGUGCAGCCGUCACAUCGAGUCGGUCGAUAAGCGCCACUGCUCGCUGCUCUUCGUCCCGGAUGAGAUCUAUCGCUACAGAGCGAGUUUGGAAGAGCUUCUACUGGACGCCAACCAGCUCCGGGAUUUGCCCAAGCAAUUUUUCAAUUUGACUAAGCUGAGAAAACUUGGCCUAAGUGACAAUGAGAUCCAGCGGCUGCCGGGGGAUAUAGCCAACUUCAACCAGCUCGUAGAGCUAGACAUCUCUCGAAAUGACAUUAUGGAACUCCCUGAAAGCAUUUCAUAUUGUAAAACCCUCCAAGUAGCAGAUUUUAGUGGAAAUCCUUUGACAAGAUUGCCUGAAAGUUUUCCGGAAUUACAGAGUUUAACAUGCCUUUCCAUCAAUGACAUUUCUUUACAAGCACUUCCAGACAACAUUGGAAACCUCUGUAACUUGGUAUCACUGGAACUCCGAGAGAACUUGCUGACUUAUUUGCCAGAGUCUCUGUCUCAACUUCAUAAACUUGAAGAACUGGAUGUAGGAAGCAAUGAACUGUAUAAUUUGCCUGAGACAAUAGGCUGUCUUGUCAGUCUGAAAGACCUGUGGCUGGACGGAAACCAGCUGUCUGAAAUACCACCGGAACUGGGGAGUAUGAGAAGCCUUACAUGUCUGGAUGUAUCGGAGAACAAGUUAGAGCACCUCCCAGAGGAGAUGGGAAGCCUCCUCUCCCUCACUGACCUCCUGGUGUCCCAGAACCUCGUAGGCGUGCUGCCGGAGGGCUUAGGUAAACUAAGACUGCUUUCAAUAUUGAAAGCAGAUCAAAACCGAUUAGUCCAACUCCCGGAGAGCAUUGGCAACUGUGAAAGCCUGACAGAACUAGUGCUGACAGAAAACCAGCUGGUGAAUUUGCCAAGAAGUAUUGGAAAACUAAAGAAACUGUCCAACUUCAACUGUGAUAGGAAUCGACUAACGUCUUUACCAAAAGAGAUCGGCGGCUGCUGCAGUCUGAAUGUUCUGUGUGUGAGAGAGAACCGUCUGGCGCGCAUCCCUCCCGAGCUCUCACAGGCUACUGAGCUGCACGUGCUCGACGUUUCUGGAAACAGACUGCUGUACCUGCCCUUGACACUGACCUCUCUACGACUCAAAGCUCUCUGGCUGUCAGAGAACCAGUCUCAACCCCUGCUCACCUUCCAGACCGAUGUGGACCCAGAGUCUGGAGAGAAGGUCCUGACCUGUGUACUGUUGCCUCAGCAGCCCUGUGAGUCGGAAAACAAAGGUUCCGAUAACCUUGCCCGCUGUGGUGCUCUGGCGAGUCUGGUGGGGGACGGCAUGCUGGAUGACACCUGGGAUGACAAAACCCCAAACAGAAUGAGCACCAUCCGUUUCAUGGAGGAUGAUGAUGAUGAUGAUGAUGAUGACAAAGAGAGAACACUGUUGCGGCGGGCCACGCCACACCCCGGCGAGCUGAAGAACAUGAAGAAGGUGGCCGAGAGCAUCCGAAAGGACAUGAAUGCCGCCAAAGGCCUGGAUUCCAACAAAAACGAGGUCAAUAACGCUGUGGACCGAGUGACCACGUCUGUGUGACCGCUUUAACUCCGAGAUGUCUCUUACCCAGUGUGUCUGUCCCUGAAGCCCCCGCAGAGCCAUUCCUCACUGUGUUCUCCCAGGGGCUGACCACCCUUUUGCUCUCCUGGGACCACCAGAGCCCCUUUUCCAGCCCUGCUAACUUCAUCUGCUCCCGCCCUAUGUCAGGAACGAGUCCUCACUACACGGUGCCUUCUUUUCUAAAGACCUCCAGAGCAAUAACCGGCAAAGGAAUGCUUUUCUUUGGCACACAAAAUAGGUAGUUGCACUACAAGUCUUAGCAUAAAUCUGUCAGAACCUUUAAUAUAGAAAUACGAAUUUUAUAUAUAAAUACAUAUGCUCUAUUUUUUUAUUUUCAAACACUGGGUGCAUUUCUUUCUUUUGGAUCUACUGAUUUUAAAAAUGAUUGUAUAGUUGCUUGUGAAUAUUGACACUUUUGUACGCGUGGCAGCUCAGGUGGUGUACAUUUUAGAAACAAACAAACAAAAAAAGAUGCAUAGCCAGUUUCUUAAUCAAUGACCUUUCCCAUCGCUUGGACUUAAUUUUAGAAUUAAAAGCAUUCGAAUAAAGUGAUGGAUUUUUAAUGUCAUACACAGUUCAUUCUUAUUUGAACAUGAGGGGGCAGCUUUGUAUUUCAUUGUCAGGUUUUUCUUCAUAACCCAUGCAGUUUUCAUUGUGUGU